AUGGCCUAAGUAGCUCCAGCUCCAGCCCCUGUCCUGGUCAAAGUAGCCAAGAAAGCGGCUCCGAGGCCAAGAAAGACCGGCCCCAGCGUCAGUGAGCUGAUCGUUAGAACUGUGUCUGCUUCACAGGAGCGGGGCGGCGUGUCGACGGCCGCCCUCAAGAAGGCUCUGGCUGCCGACUGCUACGAUGUAGAGAGAAACAAGGCCCGUGUUAAGACCGCCAUUAAGAGCCUGGUCGCUAAGCGCACGCUGGUGCAGACCAAGGGGACCGGGGCCUCCGGUUCCUUCAAGAUGAACAAGAAGGCUGAACCCAAGGUCAAGAAACCUGCUGCUAAGAAAGCCACAGUGGCCAAAAAGACGGCAAAGAAAGCCACCAAGACCCCAAAGAAGAAGGCCACUGCAGCCAAGAAGACUCCUGCAAAGAAGGCAACUAAAGCUAAGAAAAACAUGGCAGAAGAAGCUCCAGCAGCCGCGCCGGCUAAAGCCCCGGCCAAAGCCCCGAAGAAGAAGGCCGUCCGGCCCAAGAAGGACGGGCCCAGCCUCCCGAAGCUCAUCGUCGCCGCCGUGGCCGAGUCCAAUGAGCGCAAGGGGACGUCCAUAUCGGCCCUCAAGAAGGCGCUGGCGGCGAAAGGCGUCGAUGUGAUCAAGGCCAACAAACGCAUCAACACCGCCGUCACCAAGCUGGUCGCCAAGGCGGUCCUGGCCCAGACUAAAGGCACCGGGGCCUCCGGCUCCUUCAAGCUCGCGAAGAAGGAGCCCAAAGCCGCCAAACCAGCGGCCAAAAAGGCCGCCGCUAAGAAGACCAAGACAGCAGCAGCCAAGAAGGUAGCAGUCAAGAAGACACCUAAGAAAGCGAAGAAGCCCGCCACAGCAAAGAAAACUGCCAAGAGCCCUAAAAAGGCAGCAAAGAGCCCCAAAAAGGCAACUAGAAGUCCUAAAAAGGCAACUAAAAGCCCCAAGAAGACAGCCAAGGUUCCCAAGAAGGCAGCCAAGAGCCCAAAGAAGGCUGCUGCAAAGAAGGCAGCCAAGCCCAAAGUCAAGAAGACAGCAGCCAAGAAGAAGUGA
Molecule: messenger RNA, 1062 nt
Organism: Stegastes partitus (bicolor damselfish)
Lineage: Eukaryota; Metazoa; Chordata; Actinopteri; Pomacentridae
Product: histone H1-like
Exons: 2
Biological process (GO): nucleosome assembly; chromosome condensation; negative regulation of DNA recombination
Cellular component (GO): nucleosome; nucleus
Molecular function (GO): nucleosomal DNA binding; structural constituent of chromatin; double-stranded DNA binding
Source: RefSeq, a predicted model, not a curated record